Daphnia pulicaria is the source of this 569-nucleotide messenger RNA. RefSeq names its product endocuticle structural glycoprotein SgAbd-3-like. Lineage: Eukaryota; Metazoa; Arthropoda; Branchiopoda; Diplostraca; Daphniidae. The transcript is spliced from 3 exons. The record is from RefSeq and is a predicted model, not a curated record. The coding region runs from base 76 to 456 and encodes 126 amino acids. Gene Ontology annotation, cellular component: chitin-based extracellular matrix. Gene Ontology annotation, molecular function: structural constituent of chitin-based larval cuticle.
UGUCGGAAACAUCUUCACACAAUUCUCUCAACUGUCUUCAGAAGAGCAGCUCAGAACAACCCAAUAACAACAAAAAUGAAAUUCAUCGUCGCUCUCACUUUCUUGGCCGUGGCUCUCGCCGCUCCUCAAGGAGAUAAGAAGCCCAUCGAAAUUGUGUCGUCCAAUAGCCAAGUGAACGCAGACGGCAGCUACUCCUUCGAUUUCGAGUCUGCCGAUGGGACCAAAGUGUCUGAGAGUGGCAGCCAGAAACAAGUGGGUCCCAAACCGGAGGAUAUCGGGACCGUGUCCAAGGGAUCUUACUCGUACACUUCUCCGGACGGAGUCGUCAUCACCGUCAACUGGACCGCCGAUGAGAACGGUUUCCAGGCAACUGGUGACCAUUUGCCUACUCCGCCUCCCAUGCCCGAGCACGUCGUCAAGAUACUCGCCGACCUCAAAGCCGCCGGUGUCCUGUAAAUCAUUUCAACAGUCAACAAUUUCACCCUUGGAUAUAAUAUGUACAUACCGCCAACAUUCUUUGCAGCUUCCGAGUGAAUUGCUGUGGAAUAUUGGGUCAAUAAAACGUUUCA